This is a messenger RNA of Lactuca virosa, 1195 nucleotides long. Lineage: Eukaryota; Viridiplantae; Streptophyta; Magnoliopsida; Asterales; Asteraceae. The record is from the annotation of a GenBank genome assembly.
AUGGCGGUGGAUUUGAUGAAUGCUUACAGAACCACCGGUCUACACAACAAAAUUGAAGAAAAUUCCGUCCAAGAAGCGGCUGCCGCCGGUCUACAAAGCGUCGAGAAUUUCAUCAGAUUACUAUCUUCAUCUUCACAAUCGUAUCAGAGUAAUACUAACACAACGUCGUCAUCGUCUUCUUCUCCGCCUGCCGGAGCUACGGAUUCAUCUGCAACCACCGACUAUGUAGCGGUUGUAGAUGUUGCAGUUACCAAGUUUAAAAAGUUCAUCUCUCUUCUCGAUCGGAAUCGCACCGGUCAUGCUCGGUUCAGACGUGGCCCUGUUUCUGUUUCUGUUUCUAAUUCUAGCCCACCUGAGAAAAUUUCUCCGUUGGUUCCUGCGCCAGCGAGUGUUCCCCAUCAGAAGUUGUAUUCUCCGGCGCCGAUACAGCAGCGUAUGCCUCCAGUUCCACAACCGACUCUCCACCAUCCAUUGGCGAUAUCCGGAUCGUUUGACCGGAAAGAUUUUCCGAUAAUUUACAGCCGUCGAUGUCUUCUGGGUUUCAAAUUACAAAUAUGUCUCAGGCCUCCUCUGGUUGUCAGCAAUCUGUCAUCUUCUUCUUUCAAAAGGAAAUGUAACUCCAUGGAUGAUUCUCACACCAAGUGCGCUAAUUCUUCUGGGCGUUGCCAUUGUUCAAAGAAAAGGAAAUCGAGGAUGAAGAAGGUGGUAAGAGUGCCGGCGAUUAGCAUGAAGAUGGCCGAUAUACCGCCGGACGAUUACUCGUGGAGGAAAUACGGGCAAAAACCGAUCAAAGGUUCUCCACAUCCGAGGGGUUAUUACAAAUGUAGCAGUCUUAGAGGUUGUCCUGCAAGAAAGCAUGUUGAAAGAGCUUUGGAUGAUGCUUCUAUGCUCAUUGUGACAUACGAAGGAGAACACAACCAUUCUCACAAUGUGAACGACACACCGGGAGCCAUAGUUCUUGAGUCAUCUUGAAUUGCAUGAAAGUAGCGUUCAUCUAAAUCACAAAAAUCGUAAUUUAACAUGAGAAACAAAAUAUAAAUCUUAAUUGUGACUUUUCCAAGUUGUAAAGGGAGAAAGGAUUUGUGUAGCCUAUCAGGAGAGAUUUGAUGUGCAUUUAGACGUUUGUUUUAUAAAUAACUUAAUGUUAAUCUCUGUUACGUGUAUAUUGAUUCUUAAUUCUUGAUUUGAGCGGUAU